AUGGGGCGGAAGAAGAUUCAGAUCACUAGGAUAAUGGACGAAAGAAACAGACAGGUUACCUUCACAAAGAGGAAGUUUGGCCUGAUGAAGAAAGCCUACGAGUUGAGCGUGCUCUGCGACUGCGAAAUAGCCCUCAUCAUUUUCAACAGCUCCAACAAGCUGUUCCAGUACGCCAGCACGGACAUGGACAAAGUGCUGCUAAAGUACACUGAGUACAAUGAGCCCCAUGAGAGCAGAACCAACUCUGACAUAGUGGAGAAAUUAAGAAACAAAGGCCAUAAUGACUGUGCUAGCCCCGAUCCCGACGACUGUUUUGGGCACAGCCCCCUCACCGACGACCAUUUCAGCAAACUAAGCGAAGAGAGCGAUUUAAUGUACAAGCGCUGCGGUCCCACAGCGUUGCCUCAGCAGAACUUCUCCAUGCAUGUGGCCGUGCCUGUGUCUAACCCCAACGCCAUGUACCAGCCUGGAGGCGUGACUUUGGGCAGCCAGAGUUUAACGGCGGCCGCAGCCUCCAUCGGUGACAACGGGAUGCUAUCCCCUCCUCAAGCCUCCUUGCAUAGGAACGUGGGCUCCAGUGGGGGUCCUCAAAGACCCACCAGCACAGGUUAGUUCAGUGGCCCGCCUGAUAGCACAGAGCUCUCGGUGCCAAGCGGCGUGGGCUCCGGCCCAGCGGGGAACGGAUUUGCCAACCCCAGGGGCUCCCCGGGUCUCCUCAGUGCGCCCAGCGGCAACGGUCUGGGUAAAGUCAUGCCCACCAAAUCUCCGCCAUCCCCUGGAGUGAGCAUGGGAAUGGGAGGCCGCAAGCCAGAUCUCAGGGUUGUCAUACCUCCGUCAAGCAAAGGGAUGAUGCCCCCGCUGUCGGAGGAAGAGGAAAUGGUUUUGAACACUCAGAGAAUAAGCAGCUCCCAGUCCACCCAGCCACUGGCUACUCCAGUGGUAUCUGUCACCACACCCAGCUUACCUCCACAAGGCCUGGUUUACUCAGGCAUGCCCACCUCCUACAACCCUGCUGAGUAUUCCCUAAGCAGUGCAGAGCUUUCUUCGCUCCAGGGAUUCAGCUCUCCCGGGCUCUCGCUGGGCUCUAUGUCAGCAUGGCAACAGCAUCAACUGGGCCAAGCAGCACUCAGUUCUUUGGUCGGUGGAGGACACCUACCUCAGGGCUCCAAUCUCUCCAUCAGCACGAGCCAGAGCAUCAACAUUAAGUCGGAGCCCAUCUCACCGCCACGAGGGCGAGUCACCCCCUCUGGCUUCCCGCCCCAGCAGCCGCCGCCCUCCCAGCAGCAGCACCAACAUGGCCCCGGCCGGCAACAAGAAGGUCUUGGACGCUCGCCUGCCGACAGCCUCAGCUCCUCGUGCAGCUCCUAUGACGGCAGCGACCGCGAGGACCACCGGGCGGACUUCCACUCACCCCUUAGCCUGGGCAGAGCGCCAGCGGCUGCCGACAGGGAAAGUCCGUCAGUCAAGCGCCUGCGCAUGGACGCGUGGGUGACAUAA
Molecule: messenger RNA, 1497 nt
Organism: Nerophis lumbriciformis (worm pipefish)
Lineage: Eukaryota; Metazoa; Chordata; Actinopteri; Syngnathiformes; Syngnathidae
Source: RefSeq, a predicted model, not a curated record